AGGAUAAAAACAGGUAGCGAACGAAGUGGGAAAAAUUUUGGUGUGAAAUAGUACUAGCUCGUGGUGCCCAUAACCAAAUAUGGCGCGACGAACCAUAUAUGGAUGCUUUGAUUGACAAGCUCGCGCAAUCUAAAAAUAGCUUUCUUGAACUUUAUCAUGGGCCACAGGAAUUCGUUCUCUUAUAUCAUGGUCUCUUGCUAGCAGGCAACUAGAAGCUAGCAGAGAAAAAAUAGCUAGCAGGCACCUAGAAGCUAGAAGAUAGAUUACUUUUGACAUUUGAUCGACACAGAAUGUUACCGAUCGGGAGCUUGCAAAGUCUUAGUUAAAGGGCAAGAUUACAUAACGAGUUCCAACGGGUCUCCCGCCUUCAAAGACACGGAAUAUUUAGCAGAAGUAAAAGAAGUCAUGGGAGCCACCACGAGCCAUCUGAGUGCACUAUAAAAGGGAAACGGGAAAACUCAGAGGUUCUCGGUGGUUUUUUGGUAUGACCGAGCUUAUUCAGAACUGUGCUGGAUUCAUAUGGCCACCCAAUUCCUCCAUUACGCUCAAUGAAUGCUUUUAAUAUCAAUACCCUAUUUAAUAUUUUUAAUAACUAUAUAACACAAUAUUUUAGGAACUUUUUCCCCUUUUGUUAUAGAUGUUCUCUCGUUCCAAUCUCCUUCGAAAACGUACAAUUCGUUUAAAAGAGGGCUUUUAUUAAAAGUUUUUUGUUUGUGAAAGCGAUCUGUUCUACAUCUGCAAAUACGCUAAAACACACGCAGAUUUAAUCGCACAAAAAUGUUAAAGUAAUUAUCAUAUUAUGAUGAUAGUUUAGGAAGACCUCACGCUCUACAGAAUCUUGUGAUUCUGGUUUUUCAUAAUAUAUAUUCAGAAAAAUAAAUUCAAAAAUAAAAAAUAUAUUCAGGGUCUGAGACCCCGAAUAUAUUUUUUAUGUAGCCUAUGCUUUCUAUAUCUAUCAAGUUAUAUGAUGUUUUCUGAUUUCUGAUUAUAUCUUUGACGUGCUGGUGAGUAUUCCUAACAGCGCUCCUGUCGGGCAAUAUUCCGGCUAUUUCCACCAACAGCGAAAACAAUCAAAAACAACCAGAUCAUUUGAGAAUAUCCUGUAAUCUACCCACACACCACAACUCACUAAAUCUCCCAGAAGGCAUUGCAGUGAUACCUGACUCCUCAAAGGAGCGGCUAUAAAAAGAACAAUAGGCAAAAUUGACCCGAGGACUUUGGCAUGAUAUCCGUGAACAAUAGAACGAGUUUGCAGCAGAUAAAAUGACGAGUGAAGAAGAAAAUCCACAAGAGACUGCAAAUGGCGCUGCACCUUCAGCUAUGCAGCAGCAAGAAGAUGUCCCCUCACACAUGGACAAAGGCUGGGCAUGGGUUGUCUGUUUUUCGUCUUUUUGUAUCAUGCUCCUAGCAGCAGGACUACAUAACUGCGCUGGAAUCAUAUUCGUGGCAUUACUUGAGAGGUACAAACAAGGCAGAGGAAAAACAGCCUGGGUGACAUCAAUGGCUACGGGAUUCGAACACUUUUUGACCAUAAUAUGCACCUUACUAGUACAGCGCUACGGCUCCCGCGCCACGGCCAUCGCGGGGGGUUUCGUGUGCGCCAUCGCCUUCCUCUCCUCCGCUUACAGUCCCUCCCUGGAGCUUCUCUACGUCACGUACGGUGUCGGUUUGGGCUUGGGGACCUCGCUUUGCCUCUGUUCAGGCCUAGUCAUUAUACCUAUGUACUUCAAGAAACAUCUAGCACUGGCCUAUUCCCUCGGGCAGCUCGGGGCACCAGUAGGAACCCUGACGUUGACCCCUCUCCUUCAGUUCCUGUUCAACAAGCUUGGGUUUAGUCUGACUAUGGUGGCGAUAGCCGGGUUUCAUAUCAUCGUGGUUAUCAGUGGAUUGACUUACAGACCUGUCCCCGAGGCACCCCGGAGGGACGGUGAGGCGGAGGUUCGGGCUAAAAAGGGAUUUGAUGUGUCCGUGUUCAAAAACAGGAAGUUCGUCAUGUGGCUCGUGUGUCUAGCUACGCUGUUUCCAGCGCUGUUGAUCCCUUACGUUCAUUUGGUGCGUCUCGCCGAAGACAAAGGAAUCAGCGAAUACCAAUCAGCAUUUCUUCUGUACUUCAUCUCAGUAACGUCAGCAAUUUGCCGUCCGAUAGUUGGCCGCGUAUCGGACAGAUGGCCCAAACGACGUCUUCAAUUUCUCCAAUUUGCCUUCUUCUUUUUCAGUACAGCAAACUUCCUCGCACCUCUAGCAACGAGCUUCGCGGCUCUGGCGGUGUACGGGUGCGCGUUCGGGGUCUUUGAGGCUUUCUUGUGGUCACUGAUCUUCAUAAACACUGUGGAUAUUGUUGGGGUGCAUCGACUGCCCUCUGGUAUUGGCUGGUUGUUUUUCCUGUUAUCUUUCCCUGAAGUCUCCGGGCCACCUCUUGCCGGCUGGAUUUAUGACCUGUCCAAGAGUUAUUCCAUAGCGUUCUUUGUGAGUGGUGGUGUGGUCGCUCUGGCUGGAUUGAUGAUGUUCUCUUUGAUCUCGUUUAAGGAGUGGUUUUGUUGUAAUACUUAUGAGAGCAGAAGAAUUGAUCCAAUCCCUAACCCGCCGGCAGUGUAGAAUUCGAUUGUAGGAGGCGAGGCGAUCAGUGAUAUGUUAAAUGAUAUCUGAUCACGUGUCUCCAGUCAACUUUUAAUAAUUCACAAACGAUAACCAAGCUGUUCAAGUCAUAUUGACUUUUAUUGCUAUGUAGCAGUUAUUUCCCAUUUACAGAGUACCGAACGGUCUGCUUUGAACAGAAGUAAAGAUCUCAAGUCAAGAGUACAAGAUUACAUUCUUGGCCAUUAAAAACACGUCAGGCUAAUAAUUGGGUACAGAUGAACAUAAUCUUCUCAACCAAUCGAAGGCGGUCAUUAAUAGAAGUUUCCAGGUCCACGACAUCGGGUGAGGCUCUGCGGGUGUGCCCCUCCCUUUGAAAGUCAGAUACAAUCGACAAUAACCCUAAGGGUGCCCAAAAUCAACGAAGCACAAUUAAAAGAAUGAAAAACAAAUUAAAACUUAGAGCAAUUGACGAUUAAGGAUUAUUUCAAAACACAUUGGGUACGUGUUAUCAUUUCGCGUAAAUAAGAUUAAAAAACAUUAAAAUUU
This is a messenger RNA of Nematostella vectensis (starlet sea anemone), 3123 nucleotides long. Its product is annotated as monocarboxylate transporter 14. Gene Ontology annotation, molecular function: monocarboxylic acid transmembrane transporter activity. The record is from RefSeq and is a predicted model, not a curated record. NCBI's taxonomy places the organism in Eukaryota, Metazoa, Cnidaria, Anthozoa, Actiniaria, Edwardsiidae. Gene Ontology annotation, biological process: transmembrane transport. Bases 1264 to 2595 code for a protein of 443 amino acids. The transcript has 3 exons.